AUGUCUCUGUUCACGCUGUCUCGAGCCAGCCGCCUGAGCAUCAUCAUCGCCAUCUCCUUCACCUUCUUCGUUGUCGAGAUCUCAGUUGGCUUCUACACACGCUCGCUAGCCCUGGUUGCUGAUGCGUUUCACUAUGUCUCCGAAAACCCCGAUGCAACCCCUAGUUAUCUGACGUUUGGUUGGCAGCGCUCGACGCUCCUGGGUGCAUUCUUCAACGGCGUCUUUCUGCUCGCGUUGGGCGUGAGCAUCAUUCUGCAGUCCAUUGAACGCUUCGUCUCAUUGGAAAGGGUCGAGAAACCUGAACUCAUGCUAAUCAUUGGAUGCGUUGGUCUUACGCUGAAUCUCAUCAGCGCUUCUUUUGUCCAUGAGCAUGGCCAUGACCACCACCGCCACCACCACCACCACAACCACAACCAUGGCACUCAAGAUGUAGAUCAAGAGCAGGAACAGAACAAACACCAGCAUACAACUUGA
Histoplasma mississippiense is the source of this 474-nucleotide messenger RNA. RefSeq lists its product with no specific name. The transcript has 5 exons. The record is from RefSeq and is a predicted model, not a curated record. Gene Ontology annotation, cellular component: membrane. Bases 1 to 474 code for a protein of 157 amino acids. Gene Ontology annotation, biological process: intracellular zinc ion homeostasis; zinc ion transmembrane transport. Gene Ontology annotation, molecular function: zinc ion transmembrane transporter activity. Lineage: Eukaryota; Fungi; Ascomycota; Eurotiomycetes; Onygenales; Ajellomycetaceae.